Messenger RNA from Microcebus murinus (gray mouse lemur), 2290 nucleotides. It is a transcript of the gene GMPPA, whose product is annotated as GDP-mannose pyrophosphorylase A. The record is from RefSeq and is a predicted model, not a curated record. Gene Ontology annotation, molecular function: transferase activity. Gene Ontology annotation, biological process: biosynthetic process. NCBI's taxonomy places the organism in Eukaryota, Metazoa, Chordata, Mammalia, Primates, Cheirogaleidae.
GGAGCUGGAGGGGCGGCAGGAGGGGCAGGGCCCGGCCCCCUACGCGGAGGGCGGGCUCGGAGGACCACGCUAGCUCUCCGCGUGUCCACGCUUGUGUUGGUCCGCAACCCCUGGCAGCUAGAGGCUAGGGUUUAUUGGACAGUCAGUGUGUUGUUCCGAGGGUUGGCAAUCAAUCCUCCGAAUCCAGAGAUUCGGCACCAGUCAUCAGUAUUAGCACUCAGGGGGUUGGUGGGUUCAGUGUUUAGGAUGCCAAGGGAACCUGUCUUUUGAUUCGCGGUCCAACAUAUAGAGGUUAGUUUUAGGAUUCCUGUUCAGCUUAUAGAGGGUUUUUGCUAGGAUUGGGGUUUCAUCAAAUGCAGAUCAGUGUCAGUUCAAUACUUGGGGUUUAUGCUUAGCAUUGAAGUUAACUAUCUGGGGCUCACUCAGGUUUUCAGUUCAAUAUUCAGGGCUUGCAGCUGGGAUACGGGGUUUAAGAUCCAGAACAAGGCUGCAACAAUUUGGGGAUCAGUGAGCUUGAGGUUUUUGUGUUUUGAGGUUCAAGGUCUGAGAAGGGGGUGUUUACCAAGUUUCUGAAUUUGCAGAAUUUGUUCAUGGCCAGAGGGAAGUCUGUUAGAGAUCCAAUUGUGGGAUGUGAAUUUCAGAAUUUGGGAGGAAUCAUUGUGAGGUUUGAAGGCCUACUGGAAUCUGGGUUGGGAUUUGAGAUGUGUAGGAUUUGUGGAUGUUGUAUCCAGGGAGGGACUACAUUAAACCUUGGGCUAAGUGUUGCUAUUUGGAGUUUGGUUGGGGUGUGAGAUCUGAGCUUGAUUUCUCUGCUGGAAUUGAGGUUUAGGUAGCGGUCACCAUCAUGCUCAAAGCCGUGAUCCUGAUUGGAGGCCCUCAGAAGGGGACUCGCUUCAGGCCUUUGUCUUUUGAGGUGCCCAAACCACUGUUUCCUGUGGCUGGGGUCCCUAUGAUCCAGCACCAUAUUGAGGCCUGUGCCCAGGUCCCUGGGAUGCAGGAGAUUCUGCUUAUUGGCUUCUACCAACCAGAUGAGCCCCUUACCCAGUUCCUAGAAACUGCCCAACAGGAGUUUAACCUUCCAAUCAGGUACCUUCAGGAAUUUGCCCCCCUGGGCACAGGGGGCGGUCUCUACCAUUUUCGGGACCAGAUCCUGGCUGGAGGCCCUGAGGCUUUCUUCGUGCUCAAUGCUGAUGUCUGCUCCGACUUCCCCUUGAAUGCUAUGUUGGAUGCCCACAGAUGCCAGCGUCACCCUUUCUUACUCCUUGGCACCACGGCUAACAGGACUCAGUCCCUUAACUACGGCUGCAUCGUUGAGAAUCCACAGACACACGAGGUCCUGCACUAUGUGGAGAAACCCAGCACGUUUAUCAGUGACAUCAUCAACUGUGGCAUCUACCUCUUCUCCCCGGAAGCCCUGAAGCCUCUUCGAGAUGUCUUCCAGCGCAAUCAGCAGGAUAGGCAACUCUGCCUUGCUCUGGGGGAGGACUCUCCAGGCUUGUGGCCGGGGGCAGGUACCAUCCGCCUGGAACAGGAUGUGUUCUCGGCCCUGGCAGGGCAAGGCCAGAUAUAUGUGUACCUCACUGACGGGAUCUGGAGCCAGAUCAAGUCUGCAGGCUCAGCCCUCUAUGCCUCCCGCCUUUAUCUGGGCCGCUACGAGUUCACUCACCCAGAACGGCUGGCUAAGCACACGCCAGGAGGUCCACAGAUCCGAGGAAACGUUUACAUCCACCCAACGGCUAAGGUGGCCCCAUCAGCUGUGCUGGGCCCCAACGUCUCCAUUGGGAAGGGGGUGACGGUGGGCGAGGGCGUGCGUCUCCGGGAGAGCAUUGUCCUCCACGGAGCCACAAUACAGCAUCGUGGGCUGGGGGAGCACCGUGGGGCGCUGGGCCCGCGUGGAGGGUACCCCCAACGACCCCAACCCCAACGACCCGCGGGCCCGCAUGGACAGUGAGAGCCUCUUCAAGGACGGGAAGCUGCUGCCUGCCAUCACCAUCCUGGGCUGCCGCGUCCGGAUCCCUGCCGAGGUGCUCAUCCUGAACUCGAUUGUUCUGCCACACAAGGAGCUGAGCCGCAGCUUCACCAACCAGAUCAUCCUCUGACGGGGGCUGCCAGAAGGCCCCCCCAACUCCUACCCGCUCCCCUUGAGGCUGCUGCUUGCUUGCCCAGCCUCUGUCCAGAAAGGACCAGAGGAAGCCAGGCAGGACCUUCACACGCCGGGAGCAGUGUGGGUGGCCUAGGACUCUUGGCCUCUCUCCCAACUCCCUAAUAAACCCCGUGAACCUUGGAGCCA